GUGUUUUCUACACAGAGUCUUAAAAGCGAAAUGAAACAAACGCUCUCAAGCAGCGGCAUUUACUCACAGCAAAGCGGCACUUCCGCCGUAACCUCCUACCGACCAUCCUGCUGAUCCAAAAAUACAUUCAGAUUUUUUAACGGAUGCUUUGAAAAAUCUAGAGUUGGGAUUACGAAAUCCGCAUCGGAGCUAACCGGUUCGACGGUCUUUCAGAAACAAUACACGACUGUUAGCCGAUGCAAGCAAUAUUUUCUCGGCGAUCGCGCCGCACUCCUGCUGCUGGCAACACUGCAAACACGUGCUCCAGGAUGUUGAAAUCGCUGUUUCCUUGGAAACACAACAACAAAACAAAACAAGUGAUGGCCGCACAACCUCCGAUGGACUCAGAAGUGAUUAUUCAAGAACAGAAUCUUCUCCCUUGCCAUGUGUGCGGCCGAACUUUUCUGCCCAAUCCCCUCAAAAAACACGAGAAAAUCUGCGAGAAGCAAGCCACAAAACGACGUAAACCGUUCGAUUCGUUGAAGCAACGGGUAGGUAAUUUGGAGGUGGCCGGCACCGAUUUGGCCGAUUUUCAUCGGAAAACUUACCUCAGAAGGAGAGAAGAGCCCGUUUUGGACCGAAAACCCAGGCAGAGCAAGUGGAAGGAAAAACAUUUGGAACUGGUCACUGCUAUUCGAGCAGCUAAAGGGGUGCAUCCAGAGGGAUUUUCUACAUCUCCCACUUUGAAACCGAAAAGCACCACUUCUUUGAUAACCUCCAGUAGUCAGAAUGAACGUUGUCCUUCCUGCGAGAGACAUUUUGGCCCGAAGGCGUUCGACCGACAUGUGGAAUGGUGCAAGGAAAAAAAAUCGCGAAUUCAUCAAGCCCCCAUCAACAUUCAACAGGCUAAGGAGCGGUUGGAAGCUCGAACUAAGUAUCGUGUUCCUCCCUUGUUCAAGUCGAAGAGGAGUUUGGUCAAAGAAAAGUACUCGGGUCCGCAGAGCCCUGAGCCAGUGUUGUCAAAAAGCACCCAAUCGACUACUACUUUAGCAAGUUCGCUGUCGAGAGGCCCCAGCAUUAAGAAACCCAAAAGUCUUGUGGAUGUCGAAAAACUCAAGGAGGAAGGCAAGGGAAGACUCGUAAAAGUCGAAACUGAAAGAAGCAUUGCCGAUCGCUCGAAGCGCGCUUCGGAGAAUAAUCGCAGCCCUUCGCGCUCGUUUGGAACUCCUGUUAUUAGAAGCUCUUUAACCAAAGCUGAGUCCUUUAAAAGUGCGCAAAACAAACGAAACCCGAUUCCCUCCAAAAAACUGAACUCCAUCCAUGUAAAUGAUCAAAUCCAUGCAAUCACUGUUUCGGCCAUGAACCAAAUUCACGUCAACAAGCGCAUGGUGACUUGGAAGGAUACAAUCAAAGUGAACGAGCAACGUGACAAGAAAAAUGUCUGUAAACUAUCAGGUGAAUGUAAAAUUGCUGCUUCGUCGGAACACAGUCAAGGUACGCAAAUGGACGAAGAGAAAGAAAGCAAAGAGGCACUAAUUUCGGCCAGGAGUUAUCCCUUAAUGCAAAGCAAGCCGAGUUUUGGGAAGUAUGCGGCAAGUCUGGCAGUAAAAGGCUUGGACUCAAAAAUCAACGUGCUUAAAACUCCUGUCCGAAUUGCACAUGUCUUGAACCAAUUCAAGAAAUCAGCAAGUGAACCCCUGCUAGAAUCUGACUAUUUACCUCCUCACGUGUCACACGCUGUUGAUCAGCCAGCGGAAGUCGAGUACCAUCAAAUCAACAAUUCCUUAUUUAACACCCAGUUGAAAAGGGUAUCUGAGCUUGACGACUCGAUGGAGGAGAGUCCCAUUGAAAAGACUAAUGAGUGUGCUUCUCAUGAUGAAGCCAAUAUGAACCAGUCGUUUGAAGCAAGCCUUGAAUCAAGUGAUUGCGGUUGCUCAGCUAGCGACGGUCUGGAUCUGGAUCGAGAGCAGGCGAAUUUAGAUCAGCUCAGCUCUCAUAAAAGUGCGGGCUGCGAAGAAGCCGCUUUGAACAGUUCUGACCACUCAAAUUGUACAAAUAAUGUUGUUUGUCUGUUCCACUCAGGAACACACUUGGACCUUACCAGAGAUACUAAUUUGAAUACUCAGUCGUGCAACUUUCUAAAGGCUUGCAAAGCGGCGCCGGACUCAGUUGAACCAGAUCUACCAGAAGUUAACCUGCAGAUCAAUAGCCAGAAAGAGGAUUUAAUAAUACCGCUUUUUCUGCCGCAAAAGUUUGUUUACGAGUCCGAAAGUAAGGACUUUCGUAAAACUUGCCAGGAUAUAAGAAGCAUAUCUUCCACGCCGGUGCUCCAAAGUUCGGACUUCAGUCCAACGUCAGAGGUAGCAGAAACCCCAAGUCGCCCUUUCACCUUUACUUUGGACAAAAGCAGUCAUACUAAAAAGGAAGUGGACUGGACAACGAUUGCCAGCAAAGAAAGACUGACUAUUUUGCGUGUGGCCGCCGAAAAUUUUAUUGCAAACACGAAAGUCCACGCCAUCAAAAAUUGCGUUUUAGAUGAGGAUUAUUCGGUGCCCAAGAAGAAACGUCGGGUCUGUUUGGACGACAGUUUGAUGUCUCUGACCGAACCGCAACCAGUUACCGAAUUACCUGAAGCCAGAAGUACUGAGCACGCUCGAAUACCUUCGAGCUCAGCCAAUUCGAUUAUAUCAGAUGUUUCACCAAGAACACUGAAUUUGGUCGAGAAAAUCGUUCAGAUGAAAAAGCUUCGCACUGAAGAAAGCAAUGUGCUGUUGGGAAUCAGCAUUUCAGAGUGCGACCGCUUACUAGACCUGGAUAAACAUUUCGUGGCGAAAGUGGAAAAGAGCUUGUCUAAGAAGGGAAACGUAAAGUUGCCCCUGAUUGUUGCCGACUGCAACAGAUUCCCAAAAAUCAACUGGAAGACGCACGGAAAUAAUUGCAAAGAUGUAAAGGUGUCACUGCCCAAAAUUGUAGAGCGAACGUCGGGCAGUCGAAUGAAAAACGCGCGGAAAAGUACCGAUACUGUUGCAAGAGGGGCUGCUGGUCAAGAAAGCGAAAAGUCCUUUGUCUUAGACCCCAAAACCUCCAAGCAGAAUAAGAAAAAAGGAUUGCCUCUUUUGAAAAGUUCCAUCACGCUGUUUGGUUCCUCUCCCAAGCCCUCGUUUAAGACCAAGAAAGACGUCAAUGAUUUUUUCAAUUGCAAGGACCAGAAGUCUGUUACAUCCAGUAUGACCACCAGUUUGACUACAAGUGAAGAAUCUCCUAUGAAAGAUGCCCUCAAAGCCGAAGACUUGUUUGCAGUCGAUGAUGAAAUGUAUGAAGAAUAUAAGAAAUACGAGGAAAUGUACUUGAAGGAGAAGGAGCAAAGUUCGAAUAGCAACAAGAAGACUAAAGUAAAAAACAUCGACCUCAAUUAUGGACUGCUUACUAAUAGCGAGGAAGAAGAUCAUUCCCACAACAAAUUGUCAAAUGAUUCAGCUUAUGGCAGUCUUCGCAAAACUUCGAAACACCGUAGCAGAGCCCCCAAACUCACACCUCUAGAGCCAAAGAACGUAGACACGUCCAGUUCAAGUGGUUCUGAGAAUGGGAUUCUUUCUCCUGCACCUCAAGGGGGCAGCAAGACAUCGAAGUUCUGCCACGAGUGCGGGACAAAAUUCCCGGUAUCAACUGCAAAAUUUUGCGUGGAAUGCGGUGUUAAAAGGCUGGUUCUGUGAUACUACUAAGGUUUUUUGUGCAUGCUAAAAUCACUAGAAGUCCUGAGGUUUGGUGAAACAAUUGCACAUUGAUGAUAAUACAGCAACUGUAUAAUUUUACUGUUUUUACGUUUUCAAUGAUUUACUAACUUUUACUAAACAUUUUUUUAGAAACACUAAAUCUCUUUACGAAAUGGCAAAUGUUAAAAUUUGUAAAUUUCGUCUAUACUUUUAAUAUAUCUGAAAUAUACCUUUUUACCAAAGUUUACAUACUACUUAUGAGUUAUAAGUGCAUAGAGGUGCAAUUUUAGACUAAUGCGAUAUGUUAUGUGACAAGGAUAUUUAAAAUUGUGAAAAAAAAUGUCCAUUCGUAUACAUACAGGUACUCAUCGAUUUAAUUGCCAGUUUGAUAUAUUUAAGUUGUUUUUUGUUCUGAAUGAAGGAUGUUCGUUCUAAUAACCAUUCCAUUUUUAUUUAUUAAUCAAGACUGUUUAUUUUAUUAACCGUAGUUCUUUUAACUUUUAAAAUGCUACACAAAGCUAAAACUUAGAAGUCGAUUAAAAACCGAUUUUCCUA
Messenger RNA from Dendroctonus ponderosae (mountain pine beetle), 4247 nucleotides. RefSeq lists its product as uncharacterized. The record is from RefSeq and is a predicted model, not a curated record. NCBI's taxonomy places the organism in Eukaryota, Metazoa, Arthropoda, Insecta, Coleoptera, Curculionidae. Bases 237 to 3692 code for a protein of 1151 amino acids. The transcript has 10 exons.